Molecule: messenger RNA, 2530 nt
Organism: Drosophila kikkawai
Lineage: Eukaryota; Metazoa; Arthropoda; Insecta; Diptera; Drosophilidae
Source: RefSeq, a predicted model, not a curated record
UCACACUGCGCUCACAGCUGUUCGGUCACCUCAUUUUUGUUUUUUGCUUUUAUUUAUAACAAUUCGUUAAAUGAACCACUAAAUAGACCGAAGGCAGCUGCAGCAGCAUGGACGCGAAGUAGGAGACACCAUGGAGACGCUGCCAUGUGCCAUCCAGCUGCAGGAGCCCCAGCAGCCGCCACCGCAUCCGCAUCCGCAGCUCGUGAAUCUCAGCAUGGAGGCGAGCCUGGGCGAGAAUGUGGUCAGCAUUCCCAAGGAGCUGAUCCUAAUCUCGCUGGUCUCCCAGGAGCAGUCGCUCUACAAUCCCAAGCACCCCAACUAUCGGAGCACCAAGGUCAAGGACGAGAAGUGGCUGGAGAUCGGCAGCAAUGUGGGCUGGUCUGAUGUGCAGUGCAAGUCCAAGUGGAAGGCCAUGCGGGACCAGUACUGCCGGGAGCUGAAGCGCGCCAAGGUCUGUGCAAAGGCGGUAAAGUGGAAGUACUUCAAGGAGCUGGACUUUCUGCGUCCCUAUGCGCUCGCAAGGAAUUACAGGGGAAGAUCUGGACAGAAUUCCGCUGGUAUUGCCUCCACGGUGACGCCCAUUUCGCUGCCCCUCGGCAAUUCCUUCAGCAGCAACAGCAGCAGCCAGAACUUGAACCUCUCCGGCAGCAUCAAGAUAGAGGAUGGCGGCGCCACCACGCUGCUAGAUAACUGCAGCUUUAGCAGCUCGGCCAGUGCGGUGGACAAGAAACCGGCAGCCACCUUCAUGACCAGCCAUAUGGGCGGAGUUAUGCAGCAGUCGCAGUCGGAGAGCAACUGGAACUAUUUGACCGACGCCGGAGGUGGUGCAGCGCCCUCCAUCAUCGUUCAGUGUGGAACGGCAAACACCACCACUGUGGUGGACACUCUGUACAACGAGUUUGUGAAUGCCGUUAAUCAGUCAGGAUCAGGGGCCACAGCAACGGCUUCCACUGCAUCCGCCACAGCUCACGCAGCCGCGCACAAUCAGACGGGAACGAAUGCCGAAGAGGAGGACGACGAUCCCAUACACACGUUCCUUAACAUGGAGAGCUACUUUGAGAAGGAGCUGAUCACGCUGAUCCAGCAGGAGGACAUGAUCUACAACUACGGCAAUGAGAACUAUCGCAAUGCCAAGCUGAAGAUGGAGGUGUGGGAGGAGAUCGCGCGGAAGCUAAAGAAGUCGGUGCGGCAGUGUCGGCUGAAGUGGAAGGCUUUGAGGGACCAAUAUGCACGCGAGCAUAAGCGAUUAAGAACACUGAUGCACAUGGACGCCACAUCGCGGUGGAAGCACUACGACUCUCUCGGCUUCCUGCAAAAGUACAUACAACAAAAGACGCUGGAGAACGACCCUCAACUGGGUAUGCUGCUGCCCAAACAUGACCCGACGAGAGAGCUUGAGGAGCACAUGGCCCAGUCCCACUCGCCACCCGCGCAACAGCAGAGCACCUUGGAGUCUUCGUCGAGUUCCCAGCUCAGUAUGCCCGCCCUGCCCCACCUAACGGGGCCGCACAAGGCCGAGUUGGCCAACUCAAUGCCAGAACAACAGCAGGAGGAGCAACAGCAGGCCAGUGAGCUGUGCGUAGCCACUUACGACGAUAUGGACAUUGAGAAUUACAUCAAUGGGGGCGAGGCUCACCAUGAUGAUGAGGAAGAGGAUGACGAAGAUGAAGAAAUGGAGGGUACCACGGCAGCGGAACAAAGUCAACAGCAGCAAGAGCAGCAUGUGGUGGGCUACGAUCAUGAUGAAGGUCCUGUUUACAUGGAAGUUCAGCGUGUGAGCAGUUCCAUAGCCAAGCAUGAUCAGCUCAGCGACGGUGCCUCAAAUAUGGAGCACCAGCAGCAGCCAUCUUCUGGGGAGUUCCAGCAAAAGCUGGAGAUUCAGACGCCCACUACUCCACGAUACCAGAAUGCUGCCAACACUCCCAGCUCGGCUUCCACUUCUCGCUACCACUCAGCGCCCAUCACUCCGAACAAGCCCAGCCAUGCGGAGUUUCCAACCGCCAACGGCCACAAUCCUGGUGAGGAUGAUGAGAUUGGUGCCUUUUUCAAGGCAGUGGCCAUGAAGAUUCGGAAUGCCCAGUUGGAGCCGGUUGCUUUUACCGAUCUGCAAAUAGAUAUUCUGCGAGUCAUCAAUGAGGCACUCAGGAAUCACUAGCACUGCUACCAGCAGUAGGGAGACCCUCUGUCGCUAUUUGCAAACAUCAAUGGUUUCAGGGCGUUUCAUUUUAGCUUGUAAGUGUUAUUUCGAAAGUGUUUUCUUUUAAUUUGUAAUUGAGUUGAUUUUUUUGUAAAGAUCUUUUAAUUUUGUAAACCUUUAAACGCGAAAAUCGAUUGGCUGAGCUGCUCAAAGGCUAAACUUAUUAAGCUGUUAAUUGUACAUAGACCAAAAUCCAAUAAAAAAAAAAAAUGAACGAAAGAGUGUUUAUUAGCUUAGAAUGAUGUCGGUACUCACACCCUGGAAGGAACUAAAAAUUCAUACUUUUAUAUAAAUAAAUAUAUAAUAUUGUACCAAAAUCGUACAAGAAACGAA